UGAUGAAAUAUUCAAAGGAAGCAAUAGUUACAAAUUUGUUUUAACAGGUGUAUCAUUAAACGGAAAUCAAUUUUGUUAAUACUUCCGUCUAUGUGGCAGGUUCUGUAUUACUUCCAAGUGAAUUGCAUACUUUCAUGUACUGCUUUUAUUUACACAGCUCUUUUAUUAGCUGUGAUUACAUUUUUACCAGGACUUCCUCCAGAUGCUAAGUUUUUAGAAUACAGCAUAACACCGCCAACUAAGCUAAGUGAAAAAUUAGAUAAUAAUCGCAUAAAUGGGAUAGAAUUUUUGCAUAUUGGAAAGUUCAAGGGUCCUGAGUCUUUUGAUUCUUAUAAUGGAGAAUUAUAUGUCGGCUUACAGGGAGGCUAUGUUGUUAAAAUCGAUGAGAAAGGAAUUAUACCUUUUGUAAAAUUUGGUGGAAAAUGUGAUGGAAUCUUGCAAUAUUAUGAAUGUGGUAAAGUGUUGGGUAUAAAGUUUGAUAAAAAAGGCAAUUUGUAUGUUAUUGACACUUAUUUAGGUAUUUUUAAAGUUGAUCGAAGUGGAAAUUAUCAAAAAAUAAUUGAUAUAUCUAAACCAAUAGAUAAUAAAAUUCCAAGAAUACCUAAUAGUUUAGAUAUAGCAGAAAAUGGAGAUAUAUUUUGGACAGAUUCUAGCACAGAUUUCCCAUUGUAUGAUGCUGUUUAUACCAUGCUUAUUAAUCCAUCUGGAAGACUUUUUCGAUAUAAUGCAGCUACAAAGACCAAUGAAGUGUUACUUAAAAAUUUGGGAUUUUCAAAUGGAGUAAAAUUAAGUAAAGAUGAGAGUUUUUUAAUUAUAUCAGAAACAUUAACUUCACGUAUUAUUAAAUACAAUUUGAAGGGAGCUAAAGCAGGACAACAAGAAAUAUUGCUCGAAGGUCUUCCUGGCAUCCCUGAUAAUAUACAUACUGACAAUCAUGGUGGUUUCCUAGUUAGUCUAUAUACUUAUAUAGAUUCAGAAAAUCCUCAAUUAAUGCAAAUAUUAAUACCACAUCCAAAUUUAAGAAAAAUGAUAGUAAGACUUUUCACAUUGAUAGAAGCUCCAUUUAAAUUAAUACAAAAUGUUUAUCCAAAUUUUUACACAGAAAGAAUUAUUCAUGCAAUUGGUUCGUUUGAAACAUUAAGUUUUUUGACAGAACCUAAAUCGGUAAUAUUACAUUUGGAUUCCAAAGGAAAACUUGUUGAUGCUGCAUAUUUAAUAAAUGAAAUGAAUGCUUUAAGUUCUGCUUUUAUUCACAAAGGAUAUUUAUGGCUUGGAUCACCACAUAGUGAAUAUGUAGCUCGAGUACCUUUAAAACAAGUCUUUCCUCAUUUAGCACAAAAGGAAAAAUUAAUGCAUCAUUCAAAUAUACAAGAUACAAAGGAACGUCCAAAAACACAUAGUACAACGGUAAAACCGCAAACUGUAAAGACUCCAACCGUUCAAACAUUAUCAACAGAAAAACCUAUAACCAAAACUGCAAGAAGUACAGAAACUUCUACUUCAAUUGGAACAAGUCCCAAAACAUCUACUAAUCAGGAAAAAAUAGCUACUUCCAAACCAAGUACAACGUCAGUACCAAGUACUACUGUCAAACCAAGUACAGCAUCAGUUCCAAGUACUACUUCCAAACAAAGUACAACGUCAGUACCAAGUACUACUUCCAAACCAAGUACAACGUCAGUACCAAGUACUACUUCCAAACCAAGUACAACGUCAGUACCAAGUACUACUGUCACAACAAGUACUACUGUCAAACCAAGUACAACAUCAGUACCAAGUACUACUGUUAAACCCAGUAUUGUAUCAAAAACAACUCCAACUCAAAAAGCAACGACAGGUGCAACUAAGCCUACUGCAAAAUCAAAUACUGAAACGACUUCAAAAUCUAACAAUAAGGAAAUUAAAUCAGAAACAGCAAAAAAUAAAGUAAUUUCUGAUGUUAAGUCAGAAAAUAUAAAAGAAAUAAAUUCAAAAUCAGAGAUAAAUAAACGAACAGUUCAAAAUAAUCAAUUUAAAGCUCAAAAGCAAGAACAUCAAAAUACUGAAUCUCCUAAUAUAAAUAAUAAUAACAUUCCAAAAUAAAAAUUAAUAUUAAGACAAUUAUUUAAAAAGUCAAAUAAGGCAGGGUUGUUGUUUUAUAUUAUGUUUUAUGUUUCAAGUUUAUUUAAUUAUAAGAUAGAAUUUUUAUAUUUCAAAGUAAUGCAUAUUCAAUUCUCUUAAAUACAUUCCAUAAAGAUUUGUGACACAGUUAAUUUUUCAUUAUAAUGGUUCCAUUGUAAUAAUGAGUAAGGCAAAAGAUGCUUAUAUAAAUAUUUGUUAAAGACUGUGAUUUAUAUUUAAAAAUAAGCAUGAAAUUAUUUUGUUUUACAAAUUCUAUAUAAAUAUAUGUAUAUUUAGGCAUGUGACCGCAAGAUUAUGUUCUCGAUGUAGUAACAAAUGUAACAAAGGAUUAUGUUCAAAACUA
Vespa velutina is the source of this 2464-nucleotide messenger RNA. Its product is annotated as adipocyte plasma membrane-associated protein-like. Bases 91 to 2082 code for a protein of 663 amino acids. Lineage: Eukaryota; Metazoa; Arthropoda; Insecta; Hymenoptera; Vespidae. The record is from RefSeq and is a predicted model, not a curated record. Gene Ontology annotation, molecular function: strictosidine synthase activity. The transcript is spliced from 5 exons. Gene Ontology annotation, biological process: biosynthetic process.